GAUUUAAUCUUGUGACCUACCAGCCAGGCUCUCACACUGGUCGUGCAGCGUACGGCCACGGUCUCCUGCGUUGCGAGACGCUACGUUGGGGGCUCUACGAGUGCGCAGCGUAGUGCAAGCGUUCUGGCACUCGCUCGAACGCCUGUUUGCUCGGAGAGCAAAUGCGCUGGCAGGCCAACAAAACUUGGGCCACCACACACCUGUAGUGCUCCGCGCGUGUCGAGCAUAGAGACAAUCCGGCGGGGCCGAGCACACGUUCUCCGUUGACACGUGCGCCUGCAAGCGUUUGACGACAAGUGGGCGCCCUGCGACUGCCGAGCAUGCUUGCAAACCUAUUAUGCUGCGCCAUCGCAGCACGAGCCCUGCAGCUCCAGCGACCGCGACUCGCCACAAGAACGUCCCUCAAGGCGACGCGCACGGAAUCCAUAUUGCAACACCUCGAAAGCGAGGGCGACGGCCUCGGCGCCGGCGCCGCGGGCACGCUCGCAGGCCUGCGCGCCCUCGACGCGCGCUGGGAGGCCAUGCGGCGACCGACGGCAGCGUCACCGGCAACGCCCUUCGUCACCGAGGCUUCGGUGGAGGCAGAGCCGGAUUUUGAUGUUGUGGUACUCGGCGGCACGCUCGGCAUCUUCGCGGCGAGCGCCUUCCAGGCCCGGGGUCUCAAAGUGUGCGUUAUUGAGAGGGGCCCGCUCGCGGGGCGGAACCAGGAGUGGAAUUUGUCGCUGGAUGAAGUGAGGGACCUGGUCGACGCCGGGGCGUUGCAUGCAGAUGACAUUGACGGCGCCGUCGGCACGCCGGGCAAGUACGAGGUGCUGGCCGGUGCAGAUGACACGCUCGUCGCGUCGCACUUCGGGUCGGUGCGCGCGGGGUUUAACGACCAAGAGCACGGCGCGUCCGGCUCGGGCGGCGCGCUCCAGGAGGUCUGGCUGCCGAGCGUGCUGAAUGUUGGUGUCAGACCGGACGUGGCCGUUAGGCGAGCGCGGCGGCGCUUCGAGGAGCAGGGCGGCGUCGUGAAGGAGCACACGCCUUGCAAUGGGGUCGUGGUGGGCGAGAAAAGCGCGCAGGUGACGCUCGCCGAGGAAGUCAUCACGACGCGACUCGUCGUCGACGCCAUGGGCAACGCGUCGCCCGUCGCGCGGCAGUGUCGACGCGAGGCGAAUGACGGCGCGGACCCGCGGCCGUCGGGCAUCUGCUGCGUCGUCGGCACGUCGAUGGCCGGCUUCGCCAAGGACAACUCCUACGGCGAUCUGAUAUAUACGAACGAGGACACGCGCAUCCACCAAGAAAGGCAGUACUUCUGGGAGGCCUUCCCGGCGAUGUCGCUGGGUGAAGACGCGCGCACGACCUACCUCUUCACCUACUUAGAUGCUGAUGAAAUGCGCCAACACACUGUGGAAGGCCAGUUCGAGGAUUAUUGGCGCAUGCUGCCGACCUAUCAGAAGCACAACGCCGACUGCUUGAACAGUAAGCGUAUAGAAGACGCGCUCGAGGACGGCGACCUGAUCUUGAAAAGGUGCCUCUACGGUUUGUUCCCGACCUACAAAGACUCGCCCCUACCGACCCGGUGGGACCGCGUUUUAGCUGUCGGCGACGCGUCGGGCGUCCAGUCGCCCCUGAGUUUCGGGGGCUUCGGUGCGCUCACAAGGCAUUUGGGGAGGGUCACGGACGCCGUCGAGGACGCUCUACAAAAUGACGCCCUCGACCGCGCGUCAUUGACACUAGUGAACGGCUACGCGCCGAACAUCGCCGCGACCUGGAUGUUCCAGAAGAGCUUCGUGCACCCCGUUUCGUCGCAACGGCCGGCUUCGUUUGUGAAUAGGUUGAUGCGCCAGAAUUACGUCAACAUGGAGGACCUCGGUGACGAUGUGUUGCGACCGUUCAACCAGGACGUCGUGCAACCUAGAGCAUUGCUGCAGGUGCUGGGCCUGGCGACGCUGCGGGACCCGCUGAACAUUUUGCCGUUAUGCUACUGGAUCGGUCCUCAGGAAUUGGUCGAGUGGCUCGGCCACUUCGGGAUGAUGCUUUUGUACGACGGCGCGCACCACGUUCUUGGGAAGAGAGUGAGGGCGUACUCGCAUCGCCUGCCGGAUCAAAGGCAGGGCUUCGCGCUCCGUCGACUCGCGGACGCGUGGGAGUACGGGUCGGGGAUGGACUACUAAGUACACAUGUUG
Pelagomonas calceolata is the source of this 2171-nucleotide messenger RNA. Lineage: Eukaryota; Pelagophyceae; Pelagomonadales; Pelagomonadaceae. The record is from the annotation of a GenBank genome assembly.